GGGGAGAAAGUGUGGAUUCUGGCCAUUGUCGACAAUGGGGCCAUGAUCAAUGCCAUUGACACAGCAUAUCAGAGAAUCGUGCGAAGACUAACACCACCAAGUCCAUCUGCCAGAACACUUCGCAUGGCUGACAGUUCCCUAGUACCAUUAACAGGUAUAUGGACAGGAACAGUUUCGUGGGGACCCAUUAAUGUACAUACAUCCUUUGAAGUUUUCCCUAGCGGAGGAUCCUGGCACAUGCUAAUUGGCAAACCACUGUUAGAGCAAGUCCACGCAAUUCAAGACUAUGGCAAUGACACCAUAAUGCUCCCACAUGGUAACAGUUUCUAUUGA
This is a messenger RNA of Suillus discolor, 333 nucleotides long. RefSeq lists its product as uncharacterized. The record is from RefSeq and is a predicted model, not a curated record. NCBI's taxonomy places the organism in Eukaryota, Fungi, Basidiomycota, Agaricomycetes, Boletales, Suillaceae. The annotation marks the transcript as partial. The transcript has a single exon.